Molecule: messenger RNA, 4430 nt
Organism: Fusarium odoratissimum NRRL 54006
Lineage: Eukaryota; Fungi; Ascomycota; Sordariomycetes; Hypocreales; Nectriaceae
Product: CMGC/CDK/CDK7 protein kinase
Exons: 2
Coding region: 213-1454 (413 amino acids)
Biological process (GO): positive regulation of transcription by RNA polymerase II; protein phosphorylation
Cellular component (GO): transcription factor TFIIH holo complex; cytoplasm; nucleus
Molecular function (GO): ATP binding; RNA polymerase II CTD heptapeptide repeat kinase activity; cyclin-dependent protein serine/threonine kinase activity
Source: RefSeq, a predicted model, not a curated record
CCUAACCUCUCCACGGACUGCUCAGCUUAAUUCAACUUCACUAGACUUCAACGCUCGAGUCAGACCAACUGGUCAUAUCAACAUUCAGUCACUCAUUGGUAAGCAUCUAGCCUCUAAAACCCUCGAGCACACAACGAGGCCUCCCAACGCCAUACAGCUGGCCGUUCCAGCUCCUCAAUCACUAUCCACAAUAUUCUUUGUUCACCAUCAACAUGGCGCUCUCACCAGUCGUAACACACACCGUUGAAGCGACGCAACCGCAAAGCCUCGGGCGCGCAAUCUCUUCGCCUCUAAAGAACGUCACUUCGCAAACAUCUUCCUCCAAUGGAACGCCUAUGCCUCCUGUCACUUCAGCGCCUGCGCCGACGAGUAUUCCUACGACUCUCGAUCUUGCAGAGCAGAUGAACGAUGAGGAGAAGCGCAAAUACGUCAAGGGCAAGAAGCUCGGUGAGGGUACAUACGCCGUUGUCUUCCUAGGUCACUUGCGCUCGAAGCCCACCACUCUCGUCGCCAUCAAGAAGAUCAAGGUCCAGAAGGAAUACGAUGAGGGCAUGGCCCCCGACGCCGUCCGCGAGUUGAAGCACCUCCAGGAGCUCUCCCACCCAAACAUCAUCUCUCUCCUUUCCGUAUUCUCCUCAAAAGAUCAGAACCUCAACCUCGUCCUCGAGUACCUUCCCCGUGGCGAUCUAGAAAUGCUUAUUCGCGAUACCGAAUCCGUGCGCUACGGUGCCGCUGAUAUCAAGACAUGGAUGGGCAUGCUCACCCGUGCCGUCUGGUUCUGCCACGAAAACUUUGUUCUCCAUCGUGAUAUCAAGCCAAACAACUUGUUGAUCGCUGAGGACGGCGAAGUCAAGCUUGCUGAUUUUGGUCUUGCGCGAAGCUUCGCUGAUCCUCAUCAACUCAUGUCCUCGCGCGUCAUCACCCGCUGGUAUCGACCUCCUGAGUUGCUUUUCGACGCGAAGCAUUACAGCGGUGCUGUUGAUGUCUGGUCUGUUGGCACUGUGUUCGCUGAGCUCAUUAUGCGCGCGCCCUAUCUUCCCGGUAACACAGACCUUGACCAAGUUCGACUUGUCUGUGAACUUGUCGGUACGCCCACCGAUGAUAACUGGCCUGGUGUCACGAAACUUCCAGGCUAUGCUGUUCCUGGGCAACACCCGGUUCGUGGUAAGGACUGGUAUGAGAUGCGCUUCGGUACUGUUGGUUCUGACGGUGUGGACCUGCUAAUGAAGACACUUAUUCUCGACCCCAAGAAGCGCAUCACUGCUCGCGGUAUGCUUGAGCAUCCAUGGUGGCAUUCUGAGCCUAAGCCUACUCGCAAGCAAGAUCUGCCUCGAAAGGGUGGCGCAGGGGCUGAUGACAAGAUGGGCGCUGAUCUAAAGCGAAGGCCAGGCGUGAUUGAUGAUGACAGGGGCUCCAAAGUUGCACGCAAGCUUGAUUUUGGCGGCAUGAAAUAGACAUGGAGAGACGAGGCGCAGAAAAGAAUUUUAAUGAACAUAUGAUAUGUAAUUCGGGUGAGCAUUCUCGGGCGUUUGGACAUAUACAGAAUAAGGAGAGGAAUACGCGACAAGUCGCAAAGGACCUGGCUUGCUCAAAAUGGGACAUUUUAUUAGAUACUCAGAUCUCUUGAUCAUCAUAAAUUUGAAACCAUCCAUAUAUGUCUCCUAGCCAAACGCUCGCUCUCAGCGUAUCUUCGUGAUAUUGACAUUUCGAUUUCGUAAGUAUAUCCAAUCAACCAAGUUCUAUUCUAUUUACUCACAUAAGCACACACUCAAGCCCAUACAUUGCUCUCUCGACACUUUUUCUGACUUGAUACCAGUCCGCCCUUCUCUGCGCAUACUCGUAGACUUCUUCAGCACGGAAAAUGCCGCCAAAACGAUCGCCAUCUGCGAUGACUGUGGCCAUCUCACGCGCAUGUCGAGGGUCAAUCAGGAAGAUCUGGCUUAGCUCACGAAGAGCAGCAAAGUAUGCGAGCAGAUCAGGGUUGCGCAACGUCCGAAUGUACUCAUAAUAGAUGUUCAUAUCAGCAAUGAGAGUAAUCGCGCCCUCGGUACUGAUACGUUGUCGCUUGAGGUGCUUGCAGAUCGCUGUGAAAAGACGAAGACCAACCUCGCCGUUGAAUACAUCAAGCAUCGACUUAUCUGUUGUACCGACAAGCAUUUUUGUGUGUGAUGAGACGAGCUCUACAAUACGCUUUGCUGUGGCUGUGGGGCCAAUAUCAGGCUCUGCAGCAGGCACUGCAGGCUUCUCGACGGUGCUAGAGCUGCCGCCAAAUCCAGAGCCAAAAGCAGAGGACGAUGUAGCCGCUGAGGGAUCAAUUGGGUUGUAGUCUGUGGGUGGUUGAGUUGUGCCCUGAAGAUACUCAACUUCGUCCAUCAGGACAUCGAUACCCUUGUUCAGGCCGGCCGCAACACUCUCGUCGAGCAUUUGCUCAAACUUCUUCUUGGCCAGGCCUGCUGGGUCCAAGAAAUCGUUGCGGUCAGCAAUUUUCGGGGUGGCAAGUUGCUGCUCAUAGAAAACGUCAAUCAUCUGUGAGAUAAGGUCACCGACGUUGACAAGCUCGAUGAAAGUGACAAGCGGUGCCACGCCCGCUUUGUUAUGAUCGUUAACCUCUCGCGGGUUAUAGUGCGAAAGAUGGUCGACAGCCAUAUCAAAGCCCGUCUUGACAUGCUUCUGCCCCAAGAUACGCAGCAACACCACGAAUAUGGUCGCACACUGCUCUCGAGCUUCUCCGCCAGCUUGUCCACCAAGACUAAUAAAAACUGAAGCACGUCCCAGGCUGGUUUUGGCAGCGUGCACCAGGUUAAGCGCCACCUCAAUGCUGAAAAGCGACUUGAUGCCUUCAAGCUUCGACGCCAUGAUUGCAGCCUUGGCUGCCAGCUCAUCCGUUGGUGCCUGGGCAGGUAAUGGCGUCCUCUGGCCAUCAAGUGCCAGACUGGGCGUCUCAGGUCGCGAGGGCUGAGGUGUCAGUGUCCCAGAGCCAUUCAGCUCCUUUGGUACUGUUGAUGUAGGCCUCGAUGAUGCGGGUUUGCUAGUUGCGAAAGGAGAUCCCAUCGGAAAGCUCGGUAGCACAGUAACAGGCAUCAUAACGACCUUCUUGAAAGAGCUCAAAAAGUCCUUCUUGUCGGCUGAGCGAUUGAUGUUUGACAUAUAGAACGACUCCAGGGACGAGUCUUGCUCAGAAAGCUUCUUCUCCCAGCUUGCCACUUCUGUGUCAGCAUGAUUUGUGAAGAAGUCUAGCUCAGCUUGGAGGUAUAAGUCGAGAUGCGGCUCGAAGACGCGCAGUGAAAACUCCUUUGCCAUCUCUUUAACAUCUCGCUUAGACCCUUCAGGGGGUGUAAGAGACUGAAAGAAAAGCAUCGUCUGCUCAAAAACGCCAGACACGGCUUUCAAAUAAGCUUCCAUACUACGUUCAUGCGCCUCGUCGAACAGUGGUGUUGAAUACUCCAUGAUAAUAUCCUCCCUGACCUUUUCCACAAAUAUCCAGAAUACAUGUUCAGGAUUAGGGAAGAUGCGUUGCAUCACUGAGGCCUGCUCAUUGACUUUGGUCAGCAACUUUUCGAAGAACAGCCGUGAAGGUUCGAGUAUGAUGCUUUCGUCCUGUGUCGCUUGGUUGAGACAGUCCAUCGCGUUCACCACCAAUAACUCAUCAUCGUUGAAUAUGGGGUGCUUAUGCACAAAUAGAUCUAUCCCUCCAGUGGCGCCAUCAAGUGUGUGCAGGACAUGUGCGUAGCGAUGCAUUCGUCCGUCAACAUCCCAGAAUUCGUAUCCUUGUUCAAACUCCCGUAGAACAGCACUCUCGAAUAACCCCAUCAUUGAUGAGAGCUUCUCCUCUCGCUCCUGGCAUCCAGUUGACCAAUCGCUAUGGGCGAAUCUCUUAAGGUUUGCGAGCAUUUGCGCUUGUUUCUCCGGGUCGCGAAACGCUUGGAAGACGAUAGGGUCCGCAUGAGACCUUGCCUUCACCAAAUCAAAGUAGAAUGGAGCCAAAGCGCCGUAUAUCUUUCCGUACUCGUGCCUCGCGCCACCCCGAAUGCUCCGUGCGUUUUUGAAGACAUCCAGAUAUGCUGCCGGGUCUUCGGCGGGGUUUGUUGAAGCCCCCACCGCCAUCGUCUCGAAACCAUCACGAAUAUCUGCAACGGCGCGAUUCUUGGCCUCCUCUAAUGAGGCAUCGAAUAGUGUUGUUCCUGUAGAUUGCGUGGGGCUUGCAAGCCCUUUGGCUUGUUUUGCAGCUGCAUUUGCACUUUCUCGUCUUCGUCGCACUGCCUCCUCGAAUCGACGACGAGCCUCGACUUCAUCCCAACAAUCCAUGCUCUUUAAUCUUGAGACCCAUCUAGUGUCAUCGUAUACCAUAUCUCGCAUGCGGUGUGAUGCGCGGGCAAAGCGCAGUUGAUCGGCGACUGGCAAAUAAUCGAGAAUCGUCACCAGUAUCUCUG